AUGACUAGUACUUUAGUUCCUUAUAAAAAUACUUUUCUUCAAAAAAAUGAUAUAAAUAAUUCACCUUUAUAUUCAUUUAAACAAACUAUACAAAGUCCAUUAAAUUUUAAUACACCAUAUACUAUUACAACAUCAUUAUAUAAUUUAUUAGCACUCCAAAAUUCAAAUACAAAAAGUCCAAAUUUAUGUUUUUUAAAUUCAACAAAUUUAGAUGUUAAUCAUGAAACAACAAUAUCAAAAUCAAAAAAUAUUUUUAUUUCUGAACCAUCAAAAAUUUCAUUUGAAAAUAAACCAAUAGUAGUAUUUUCAUCAAGUAGUGAAAAUGAUGUAUCUGAUAACUACUCAUCAGCAACAUCAAGACGAUCAUCUUUUAGUCAAAAUAGUCCAAGAAAAAGGAUAGGUAAAAAUGAAUUAUUAUCUAGAGAUCUUUCAGAAAGUGUAACUAUUAAACGAUCAACUAUUAAAAGUGACAUACAUAAACAUAAAAAAUCUAUGAUUCGAGAUGAUGCUUAUUGGGAAAGAAGAAGGAGAAAUAAUGAUGCUGCCAAACGAAGUCGUGAUUCACGAAGAAAAAAGGUAAGAAUAAUUAUAAAAUAUUAG
Messenger RNA from Strongyloides ratti, 600 nucleotides. RefSeq names its product Basic-leucine zipper domain-containing protein. The transcript has 2 exons. Gene Ontology annotation, biological process: regulation of DNA-templated transcription. Gene Ontology annotation, molecular function: DNA-binding transcription factor activity. The record is from RefSeq and is a predicted model, not a curated record. Lineage: Eukaryota; Metazoa; Nematoda; Chromadorea; Rhabditida; Strongyloididae. The coding region runs from base 1 to 600 and encodes 199 amino acids.